Molecule: messenger RNA, 2489 nt
Organism: Brachypodium distachyon (stiff brome)
Lineage: Eukaryota; Viridiplantae; Streptophyta; Magnoliopsida; Poales; Poaceae
Exons: 4
Coding region: 519-2246 (575 amino acids)
Source: RefSeq, a predicted model, not a curated record
GUUGGCUGCUUGGUGACGAACGAACUACUACUCCUGACCCUUACUUAAAGUGGACUAGGAUGUCAAAAUGCAGCAAUCGGAUUGCUUUAAUCUCUCAAACCAAGCCAUUUCAGCCUCUAUGGUCCAUACUACUGGAUGUAAACCACCUCUCCUGAAACCGAACAAAAGAUUCAAUCAAUAGCACAAAUCAGACACAUCCAGUCUCCAAUCAUAUGCAACAGACAUUUACAGAUACAGCUCACGCUGGCGCUCAAAUCUCAAUCUGCUGCAGAGGCCAGAGGACACAUCCCCACACCCCAUAUACGCAUCCAUCACCCUGUCUCCUCAUCCUACCCCCCACUCGUGUGCCGUCCCUGCCCAAACAGCUGCCAAUGCCGGCCCCGUCCUCUCAUCAUAUCGCAGGAUGAACUGAGCGUCCAAGUCGCAACCAACUGGGACUGGGACUUGGCAUCAUAGCUUCUUCUUCCUCCUUUCUAUUUGAUGGAAGAAGCAAGCCCAAGCGCGAGUGCGAGGCUGCAAUGCUGAGGCGCGACGUUCAGGGAGAAGCUGCCGCUGGUGCUGGUGAAGUGACGAGGAAGCCUUGCACGACCAAGAUCCGGAAGCGGUGCGCGCUGUCGUCGUCGUCCGGCGCGACGUCGGACUCUUUGAGGAGGCUGAGGCUGAAGCGAGGCGUGGUGGUGCUCCGGCGGACGGGAGGAGGCGCUGGAUUUUCGCCGUGCCCGAGCAGGAAGAUGUCGGAGUCGUCCUGGACGCGCGGUCGCUCUGACGGGGUGAACUCGUCAGCGAAGGUGUCGGCCCGGAAGCUCGUCAACGCUCUGUGGCAGAUGAAUGAGGGCAGUUUGCUCCUCCAGGAGGAGGAGGGAGAGGCCGGGGCCCGGGGCUCCGCGGCACAUCGGCGCUGCGCGUCAUCGGUAGAGAUUCCCAAGAGGUCAAGAACGAAGAGCAGGGUUUUGGAUGCUGACGGCGAAUGGUUUUCAGAUAAACUGAGCAACGGCGGCACUGUGGGGGUGCACGCACGGGGUGAAGACUCGAGUUCGAUGUGUUCGAUGGGCCGCGAGUACAGAAACAGAACGGCCCACCUGCAGGACAUGUACAGGAGCCUGACGGCGUCCAGGGAGCUGGUGAGAGUCCUGGCCAGCAUCUGGGCCCCCGGAGACCUGAACCCGUCCACGGCGGCGUCGCUCCUCGCCGCCCUGCGCUGCGAGCUGGACCUGGCGCGCGCCCACGCGCGGCAUCUCGCCAAGGAAGAGUCCCGCCGCGGCGCCGAGGAGGCGGAGCUCCUGAAGAAGCGGCUGGCCGCGGAGGCGCACGCGUGGAAGAUCCGGCAGCGGGAGAAGGCUGCGGCCACGGUGCGGGUCGUGGCCGAAGAGCUGGAGGGCGAGCGGCGGUCGAGGCGGCGGGCGGAAAGGGUGAACUGCAAGCUCGGGGACGCCCUGGCCGAGACGGAGAGAGAGCUGCGGGCGGCGGAGAAGGAGCUGGAAAGGGAGAGGAAGUCGAGGGAGCGGCUGGAGAAGGUGUGCGAGGAGCUCGUGGGGGGCGAGGAGAUGAGGGCCGCCGCGCAGGCGGAUCUGGACAAGGAAAGGGAGAUGCUGCGGCUCGCGGACGAGCUCCGUGAGGAGCGGGUCCAGAUGAAGCUGCUCGAGGCGCGGCUCCAGUUCGAGGAGAAGAACGCCGUCGUCGACCAGCUCCGGGGCGAGCUCCAGGCCUUCCUCGACACCACCAAGAAAGAAUCGCCUGCCGCGGCAGAUGACGAUAAUCACAACGCAUCUCAAGGCGCGUUCGAUGAUGACCCCAUCGCUCCGGUUGCUCUCGGCAACAAGACGGAUAGAGGAGAUCAAGACGAAGGAGGCGCCCAAGAUGAUGACGAUUCGGAAGGCAGCGACAUGCACUCCAUCGAGCUGAACGCGGAUGGCAGCAGGCAGGAAUGCGGCUGGAGCUACGGCACGGCUGCUGCUUCCAAGGAGAAGGCGGCGUCGGAAUGCGCGGUCGAUCCGUGGUUCGACCGGCAAUCGCUGGGGGAAUUUGAAGGAGGCCAGCCGUGGGACAACGAUGACGAAGGGUGCAGCGUCCGGACCAGGGACGACGUCGACGAGGACUCGGAGAGGUACCAGGCCAUCAAGAACCUCAGGGAGCAGAUGCUGGCCGGGCAUGGGUUCAUCUUCCUGUCGCAGGCAGACGAAGCACAUGCUGAGAGACAGUAUGAUCGCUACGGUCUGAUGUACCAUGAUGAAGACGGAAAACGGUGAUGAGACAUUCAGACUGGCGUGGAGCGAAAUGAUCCAGUUGGCGGCGGAUCGAUCGGUUGGUGUUAAUACCGGUUUUGUUUUCCCUUCAAACUGUGUGCAUAUAUACCUCAUCUGCUCUCUUCUCCUCUGGAUGAUCAUUCUUUCAUAGGAAUGUUUUGUGUUCCUGGGAAGCGGGCGAGUGUCAAUAUAUAUGUUCUUCCUGCAUUUGCUAUUUAGAAAUUGGAACUUCUAAAAGUUGGCCAA